AUGGUGCGCGCGGUCUAUGUCGACACCAUAUGCGACGAUGCCUUUGGCGAUCUGCCAACAGUCUGGCUCCAGCCGUGCUCGCGCACCCUCAGACAUUUGACACUCUCGUCGACCCAAUACUUCGGCUUCUUCCCUCGGCUUCCACUUCAGGGCGUCAAGUUCGAUCGGCUGCAGGCUCUGUCACUGUCGAAGUUUACUUUUGGCGAACCCUCGACGUUGCGCUGGGUCCUCUCCCAUGAAGACACCUUGACUGAGCUCUCUCUUGAUCGAUUCGCUAUAAUCUAUGCAGCAACUUUCCGCCCUGACAUAUUAGACGACUUGCACCCGGAGGGCUUCGAUGUGGACAGAGACCACGGUGGACAUGUGCACAUAACCUACGAUGGACGGUGGCAUGCGUGUUUUGACCUCCUCAAAGUCAGGCUUCCACAUCUGCGACGUUUCCACUUUGGCCUGUGUGUGAAGGAUUGGCGUGAUGGGCGGACGUUGUUUGCUCGCGAGGGGCACAUCGACCCGGGCUUUUAUGUCAAAUUGUAUAUGGUCUAUCGCAGUGGAGGAUUCGGAUACACCACAGUGUGUGGGUUCACAGAAGAGCGGUAUAUAAGCAACCCCGAAGGCUGGACUACGGGUUGGGAAGCCUUUUUGAGCCUGCAUACGACUGUCUGCCGACGCUGUGCUGGUAUUGAAAUUUCUGAAGAGACAAUGUGUCCUAGGAUUGGGACUCCUGAAGAUAUAGUUCGCGGUCAAGAGGACGAUACUGGUUAA
Aspergillus campestris IBT 28561 is the source of this 762-nucleotide messenger RNA. RefSeq lists its product as uncharacterized. The record is from RefSeq and is a predicted model, not a curated record. Bases 1 to 762 code for a protein of 253 amino acids. The transcript has 2 exons. NCBI's taxonomy places the organism in Eukaryota, Fungi, Ascomycota, Eurotiomycetes, Eurotiales, Aspergillaceae.